Torulaspora globosa is the source of this 2469-nucleotide messenger RNA. It is a transcript of the gene COG6, whose product is annotated as Golgi transport complex subunit COG6. Bases 1 to 2469 code for a protein of 822 amino acids. The record is from RefSeq and is a predicted model, not a curated record. Gene Ontology annotation, cellular component: COG complex. Gene Ontology annotation, biological process: intra-Golgi vesicle-mediated transport. The transcript has a single exon. NCBI's taxonomy places the organism in Eukaryota, Fungi, Ascomycota, Saccharomycetes, Saccharomycetales, Saccharomycetaceae.
AUGGACUUUAUUGACCUUGAAGCCUUCUCGGUGAUCGAUUCUUCAGCAGAAAAGGCUUCCGAUAGCUCUCUACCUGAACCGUCAUCGCUGCUAGAUCUUUCAACCUUAUCAAUUGAUUCUGGCACCAAUGAAGCGAGUUUCAAGAUACCUGAUCUCCGUAACAGGGAAGAUGUUUCUGGUUCUGGGAAGGACAAUCUUUACGAUAGGAUGGCCCAACAUGCUAGUAUGCUAAUGUCAAAGGUCGACAAGAGAGCGGUAGACGCAGAAGCAACGAAGGCUUUACGAGGGAAGACAUCUCAUUUUAUGGAGCCCAGUAGAACUUUCAUGACACCUGCAGAACUCAAAAAUUUGCCUGACAAGAAUCCCUCCGCUUCUGAAGUGACGACUGAUCUCCUAUUGAGGAAGCUCUCCAACAUCCUGAAUGAACACACGUUGACAAAUUACCAGACGAGGACGCAGAUUAGAAAGUCCCUGCAACUUCUAGAGGAGAACAAAGAGAGACUGCAGUUGGAUGAAAGCAGGUUGAUUGAUUCAGGCUUUGUUGGAAAUCUCGCUAGAAAAUCAAUGAGAAGUGGUCUUGAAAACGAGCUACUAAAAGAGCAUCUGCUGGUCCUCGAAGAAUUAAGGCCUAUAAUCAGAAGAAUCAAACGGUUCUCCAUUCCAGUUGAGAAAAUCAAAGCUGCUGGGCAAAGCAUCGUCGAUAGUCAUGGUCUGACAAGCGAGGAUGACAAAGAAAGCGUAUCAAAGGACAUUGAAUUACUUUGUUCACAGGCUAAACGUUUAAGAUUAAAAAAAAGCAUUUUGUCUUCAAUGAAGGAUCAUUUCACUUUGACCCAAGUUGAGGAUGACUAUCUGUUGAACGGCCCUGUGGAUGUGCAAUUCUUCCGAAUCGUUGACAAGGCAAUAAAAAUUAAAGAACAUACAGUCGUUUUGUUGUCUCUACCGAGCUCCACGGCUGCAGAUGCAUUGAUACGGAGAAUUAAUCAAGUCCUAGAGAGCGUCUAUCGAAAAGUGUUUAAUCAUUUGAUUGAUUUCCUGCACAACUACGAUUCUGGAUCUAAUUCGUUUGCACAAGCUACUAUACCGCCUAGCAAGAGCGACCGGACCAUUUUUAAAAAAUCUGUCGUUUGCUUGUCCAACGAUCUAAAGUACUUUAAUGAGUUUUUGAAACGAGUGACCGCUAUGCGCUCGAAGGGCAUAUUGGAUGAAUUCCUGUCUCAGUUUGAUUACAAUCCCAAUGAGUCGAGGCCUAUCUUGCUAUCCGCAGGCGACCCACUUCGAUACGUUGGUGAUGUUUUAGCGAGCGUGCAUGCAUCUAUUGCGAACGAGGCAGAUUUUGUGAAACCACUAUUCAAAUUUCAGGAAGACUUAAACAUAGUGACGAUGCAUAACAAAGAACUUUUUGAUGGCCUCGACACCAAAGUGUUCAAUGAGGUUGUCAGAUCACUUGCUAAUCCUUCCCGAAUUAGAAUUGAGCAGGUUAUUAGAUUUGAAGAAGAUCCGGUCAUUAAUUUUGAGAUAAUUCGGCUGCUGGACUUGUACCAAUUAAUGUAUCACAGACAAGGUAUCAAUACCAAUAAUAUUGUGAUAGAGAACCUGAAAUCUUUACAAGAGAUAUCAAAGACUCGAAUUGAAGAUUUCUUCACAAAGUACCUAGGCGACAUUCCUUCGGUGUCUGAUAAGUUUAAUGAUUCAAUGCCGCCAGAGUGGCUUUACGGCUAUAUAAACAAGCUUGUUGAGCUAUUCGAGGCUCACGAACAAGGAGGUGAUUGGGAGACUAAAAAGAGAAGUGCAGUGAUUAAUGGUGCAUUCUUAGAAAACUUUGUUUCAAAUCCAAUUGACGAAGUUUUAAUGAAGAGACUGCAGCAAGAGACUCCAUUGGCGAAGAAAAAUGACGAAGCCAGAUAUUCUCUGCUUUCUGUGCAAAUAAAUUGCCUCGAUCUCAUUAAAUCACGUCUUCAGCCCUUUGCCAACAGCAUACUUGCUCGCGAGGAGAAAGCAGUGAAUAUAUGGAAGAGCAUAGGACAAAAAAUGGAUGAUUUUAUCAAUCGUAUGCUUGAUCUGCAAUUCAAGCUGCUGAUGGAAAGGUGCGGCCUGGGCUUGUACUAUAAUCUGUUGAAUAUGAUUUUCCCAAUUGCAUCAGUGCAGGAUGAACUCGACUACGACAUGUACCUCUCGUUAUCGGAUAAUCCACUAAUGAACCUUGAGACAAUAAACGAUAAAGUCAACAAGCGGUUGAAUGAAUAUGUGCCUCAGGCGCUGACUGACAUACAAGACAAUCUUAUGUUUAAAUUGAUGUCUCCUACGAUUGCGGAUUACAUUUGCGAUAGUUGUUUAGCGAAGUUAUGCCUCUUUUACGCCACUUUUAGGAAGGUUAUGAUACACCUAUAUCCUGAGAGGACUGAAGAUAUCUGCAAUAUCUUGAAUUUCUCGGAAGAAGAGUUUAAAGCUUUGGUUGGCGUUAAAUGA